Haplochromis burtoni (Burton's mouthbrooder) is the source of this 3338-nucleotide messenger RNA. RefSeq names its product arrestin domain-containing protein 3. Gene Ontology annotation, cellular component: plasma membrane; cytoplasm. The record is from RefSeq and is a predicted model, not a curated record. Gene Ontology annotation, biological process: protein transport. Bases 193 to 1236 code for a protein of 347 amino acids. Lineage: Eukaryota; Metazoa; Chordata; Actinopteri; Cichliformes; Cichlidae. The transcript has 6 exons.
ACUUGACCCGUGACUCCGCCCAAUGUCAGGGCGAUCCCCCCGGAGUAACGUGUCGCCUACGCAGUUUUAUUUUUGUUGAUUAGAAAAAAGUUAUUCGAUUCGGCCGUUCUCACUUUCUGUCCGAUUGCAUUUAUCAGACGUAUUAAACUUUUUCUUUCCUGUAAGACUUGUCUUUAGUUUUGUUUCUCUGAGAUGUUCGAGCAGACAAUCCGAAAUUUCAAAAUCAAUUUUAUCAGGCACGAUGGACGAAAUAGUUUUUCCAGUGGCGACCAAAUCAUAGGUCACAUCUCUUUUGAUCUGACAAAAGAAACAAAGAUCACUUCAAUAACAAUGAGGCUGAAGGGAAACGUGAAUGUGCACUGGACCGCCGGAGGAGGUGGAGGGAAACAGGAAACGAGGAAACGUUACUCUGCAAGGCUGGACUUCUUCGACUUAAAAGGAGUUAUUUUGCAAGAAGACAGGGGUAUGCUGUUACUGGUGCUGUUUGGACGCAGUGAUACAUGGCAAACAAACAGUCACCGUCUUUGUCCUUUUCUUAUAGCUACUCGUGGGACAAAACUUCAACUCGGGACGCAUGUGUAUCCGUUCACAUGUCAGCUCCCACUAGGAAACUUCCCAUCGUCCUUUCAUGGGGUUCACGGAAAAAUAGCAUAUACCUUGACAGUGGGCAUUAAUAGACCGUGGCGUAUGUCCAAGGACUUUGUGACAGAGCUUAAGUUUGUAAACCACAUUGAUACCAACCAGCCAGGGUUGAAUUGUGUUGUUUUUCUGCAGGCGCCACUCUCAGGUUCAAACAGCGUGACACCGUGUAGCUUGUGGUGUAACUCCAGUCCCGUCACUCUGACAGUCAGUGUAGCGACGAAAGCUUUCACCCCUGGCGAAACAGUGAAAAUAUUUUGUGAAUUUAGUAACCCUUCAUCUAAAACAGCUACUCCGAAGGUGAAGCUGCAACAGAAACAGACUUUCUACACCCACAGUAAGCGCAACAGGAAGGUGGCUAUCAAAACUUUGGCGUGUGUGUCAGGAGAACCUGUUGGUGCUCAGGUUUCUUAUGUACGCACUGAGAUCAUGCUCGCUAUUCCCUCGUCUGCAUCUUUAACCAUCUCAGAGUGCAGCAUUCUGGUUGUUGAUUACAUUAUUGAGGUUAAACUCCACGUAGGAGCAUUGGAUGAGGUCGUUGUGCUGUUUCCAAUCAUCCUGUGUGAUACCCCCGUGCAAACUUAUCCCCCAGUAUGAUUUGUUGUCACAGUGUGCUGUGUGUCGAUUAGAGAGCGAUGAGGACCCAUAGUUUCAGACACAGAUGGUAGAGCUUCAUAGAAAAAGGUGAGCCAUUUAUUUGAAUUGGUACAAAGUUCAAUAAACAAAAUAACAAAGCCCAAAAAUUAAUAAAAACAUAAAUCUAGUAAGACCAUGAAGAUAUUCAAAAAACAGAAAUCAAAGGAGAACACAGAUGACUCAACAAUGAUGAGACUGUAUAUACAUACAGGGGCUUGGUUAGGAAUUGAGGAUGGCAAUGAGGAGAUAAUUAAGACAUUUAAACACAAAGCAAAGCUCACAACAAGACACAAGAGGAAGCGAGUUAAAUAGUUCGAAUAGCAACAUAAUGGUUUGAUUCCAUCCCUACAAACCUGUUAGUUGUUUUUUCUCAGUCUAACUGUAAAUAAACUCUGGAAUUAAUUGCAAACCAAAUUUUAAUCUUAACUUUAUAGACAAUAUUUUUUGAACAGAUUUUUUUUUAAAGAAAUUAGUGAAUGUAUUUUAUUUCAUAACAUAUAGCACAUAUACCAUGAGAAAAAUCUACUUUUACCUCAGCAUUGACUUACAGCGAGCAUGAUAUUUUCACCAGCUUUUCAUUUUUCCUUUGUGCAGCAACACAAGGUGUUUUUGAGGAUCCACAUGGAGCAUAUCGCCACUGCUCUUCCUACACGUGUUACUGUUCAUAUGCCAUUCAUAUGUUGAUGACAUGCAGUUGUACAUGUUAAUUUCCUCUGAUGACCUCGAUGCAUCUUUCAUUUUAUCUUAACCAUUUUUUUUUACCUGUUUACCUUUUUACUUUAAAUGACUUAGAUACUGUUUGUGCUAGAGACAAAUUGUAAACAGUUUACAGUUUCUUUUAGUCUGCUUCACAGCUUCCUGAUAUCUGGUGUAUUGUAAACGAUACACCAGAUAUCCCUGUAAACUGGGAUAUCUGGUGUAUCAUUGAAGCACAAAGCAUUCACAAGCUACUGCUGUCUGAUCACCGAUAGAAAAAUCAGAAAAAUUGUUUGAUGAAUUGGUUAAUGAAGAUGAUACAGCCUAUCACCAUUUGAGUAGGCAUAAAUAAUAAAAAUAUUUUGCCAAAUAUGACUGGCUAUACUAAUUAUGUGUUACCUUAACUUUACAUUUUCAUGUUGAUAGUAGAUUGAAGUAAUACACUCAAAAUCCUUUCAAUAGUCAAUAGAGCACCUUUAUGCUUGUGUUCCUAGUACGGCGAUGACUUACUCAUUUAUUAAAUCCCACUAAGGCCUUUAAGGUCAUCAGGCAGAGGUCUUGUAACAACACUCAGAAUAAGAUCCAAAUCUGGUGCGGGUGGUUUCAGCACUCGCUCUUACAGAACUUCAAAUAUAUUCCCACACCUGUGUCAGAAAACUGUGUAUAUUUGUAUGCUUUUAUGUGUCUGUAUGUGUGUUUAUGCUUGUUGUACAGUUUAUUACAUGUGUUAUAUGUUUUGAGUGUUGUGUUUGAUGUACAUCAGGUUUAUGCUUUAUAAUCUCAUAUAUGCCACUUUUUAAAAAAUCAUCCCUACAGCCGUCUGUUACCAAUUUUCACGUUAUUGUGAAUGUAUUUGUAUAAGGUGUGCUGUACUGCAAAGCUGCCAUGGUGCGCAUUGGCUAGACGCGACGUCAUGAGUCACAGCGUAUAUCACUGCAUUCGGGUGAAGGUCGAUAAGUGUUGGUGUAAGUUUAAUAAAAUCCUUGACCUUUCCAUCUCUGAGAAAAUAUGUGGUGGCUGUCAGAAGUUUAAUAAAUCAUACUAUGGAGUUUCUAACACUAAAUUUUAAUGGAGAGAGCCAGUAUAAACUGCAAGACUGGAGGAGAAUAGCCAGGUAAAGGAUGUUAAAACUGGAAAGUCUUAGAAUUGGAAAUCUUUCUUUCCAUCUACAUGAUGUGAAUAGUCUGUGGUGAAGUUUUUCAUCAUAGUGACUGAAGAAAAAGGAGACUUGUGUAACAGUGUCAUAGUCCAGUUUUGGACAAAUUAUCAAAUUUAUAAAUUUAUAUGUACAUAUUCACAAACGCUGCAUGUUAUAUUGUCAUCAUUUGCAUUUCAACUGUUUAUAAAAAUAAAAACAAUUAGUAGAA